AUGUAUUCAUGUGGCAUCAUCGUCGUGUUUACGGACCGAUCGUCAUCCGCUGGAGCGAAGCUGACCCCGCCUGAAACGUCUUUAAUCGGUAUCUAUGCAAGCAACAAGUCCGCUCGCGUUGGUAAGUGCAUGAUACGGAAGGAGUUUGAGGAGGCCAAAGUGCAGUAUGCUCCAUACAACGACAAAAGAAUGCGUAUGCUGCUCACCCUCUGCGAGAAAUAUUUUGAUCGUAGUGCCGAAGUCGAAGACAGACGGGAGUAUCGAGAAGGCCCCCUCGCCGCAGAGAGAGCCAAACGUAAAGAAUGGCGUCAAAAAACACGCGAGGAAGCCGCUGCCGCAAUCAUGGGGAUAAAUGACCAGAUGCGCAGAGAGACGGCAGCCACCGUGGAAGAAAGACUGCAGUAUGAAGAGCGUUUUGAACGAGAUUGCAACGAGGUCCGACAGCGCCACCAAGACUUGAUGAUGAUGCUAUCAGUGAUGCAGCGCCAGGACAGCGACAAACACUGCUAA
Molecule: messenger RNA, 510 nt
Organism: Phytophthora nicotianae INRA-310
Lineage: Eukaryota; Oomycota; Peronosporomycetes; Peronosporales; Peronosporaceae
Exons: 1
Coding region: 1-510 (169 amino acids)
Source: RefSeq, a predicted model, not a curated record